Molecule: messenger RNA, 1521 nt
Organism: Macroventuria anomochaeta
Lineage: Eukaryota; Fungi; Ascomycota; Dothideomycetes; Pleosporales; Didymellaceae
Product: carbohydrate-binding module family 42 protein
Exons: 1
Coding region: 1-1521 (506 amino acids)
Biological process (GO): pectin catabolic process; arabinan metabolic process; L-arabinose metabolic process
Molecular function (GO): alpha-L-arabinofuranosidase activity
Source: RefSeq, a predicted model, not a curated record
AUGUCUUCAAGAUUUGAUUAUUCACGCUCCAGCGUGAUCGCUCUUGCUCUAGCUGCCACGAGCUCCAUCGUUGCCGCCGCGCCAUGCGAUAUCUAUGCCUCUGGCAACACGCCCUGCAUUGCCGCACACAGCACAACCCGGGCCCUGUACAGUGCCUACACAGGAGCACUUUACCAAGUGAAACGUGGCUCUGACAACACGACAAUCAACGUUGCACCGAAGUCUGCUGGCGGUGUCGCCAAUGCUGCUGCUCAAGACACCUUCUGUUCCGGUACGACUUGCCUUAUCACCAUCGUCUAUGAUCAAUCUGGCCGCGAGAAUCACCUUACUCAGGCACCUCCUGGCGGCUUCAACGGCCCGGAGUCCAAUGGCUACGACAACCUCGCGGGCGCAAUUGGCGCACCAGUCACGUUGAAUGGGCAGAAGGCGUAUGGUGUCUUCAUCUCGCCCGGCACAGGAUACCGCAAUAACAAAGUCAGCGGUUCUGCCACAGGAGACGCAGCGGAAGGCAUGUACGCAGUACUCGACGGUACCCAUUACAAUGGUGCUUGCUGCUUCGACUACGGCAACGCCGAAACCAACAACCUCGACACAGGCGAUGGUCACAUGGAGGCCAUCUACUACGGUGACAACACUGUCUGGGGUAGCGGCGCCGGCAGCGGCCCAUGGAUUAUGGCUGAUCUUGAGAACGGUCUCUUCUCUGGCCUGGGCGCGACGCAGAACACUGGUGACCCUAGCAUCACAUACCGCUUCGUCACUGCGGUGAUCAAGGGAGGGCCAGGCAACUGGGCCAUCCGCGGUGGUAAUGGCGCGUCCGGUGCGCUGUCGACUUACUACAGCGGCGCACGUCCAAGCGGAUCUGGCUACAACCCCAUGCACAAGGAAGGUGCCAUAAUCCUUGGUAUUGGCGGCGACAAUAGCAAUGGUGCCCAAGGUACCUUCUACGAGGGAGUGAUGACCACCGGUUACCCAACUGAUGCUACAGAGAACUCAGUACAGGCCGAUAUCGUAGCCGCUAAGUACGCCACUACCUCCUUGGUCAGCGGCCCGACAUACACUGUUGGUGGCUCUGUAUCGUUCAAGGCUACCACAGCUGGGUACACUGACCGCUAUCUCGCACACACUGGAGCCACCGUUAACACACAAGUUGUCUCAUCAUCCAGCAGCACUGCUCUGAAGCAGGCUGCCAGCUGGACCAUCCAUACUGGCCUUGGCAACAGUGGCUGUUAUUCAUUCGAGUCAAAGGACACCGCGGGAAGCUACAUUCGACACUACAACUUUGGGCUUCAGGUUGCUGCCAACGACGGCUCCAAGGCUUUCAAGGAGGACGCCACCUUCUGCCCGCAGUCUGGCCUCACCGGUAGCGGUUCGUCGCUUCGUGCUUGGGGUUACCCUACACGCUGGGUCCGUCAUUAUGCAAACAACGGAUACAUCGCAAGCAAUGGCGGUGUUCAUGACUUCGAUGCUGCUGCAUCGUUCAACAACGAUGCUACUUGGGCCACCAGCACUGGCCUUGCUUAG